This is a messenger RNA of Fraxinus pennsylvanica, 906 nucleotides long. Lineage: Eukaryota; Viridiplantae; Streptophyta; Magnoliopsida; Lamiales; Oleaceae. The record is from the annotation of a GenBank genome assembly.
AUGGCACCCUUAGUUACUCAACUCUUCUUGUGCUUGUUCCUCAUUUUCUUCUUCGUUCCUUCAAAUAUAUGUCUAAUGGAGAUAGAGGAGAAAAAUGGCGUAAAACCAUCGCCAUUUGAGUUUCUAAAAAAUUUACAAGGUAGUAAAAAGGGUGUUCAUGUGAAAAAACUUCAUCAACUCCGAAAGUAUCUCAAUCAAUUUGGUUAUCUCGAGAGUUUCGAUGAAAAUGAUGAAUUCGACGAUGACCUAGAGUCUGCAAUCAUUACUUACCAACUCAAUUACAACCUUAAUAUCACCGGAGUCUUAGAUUCUCAAACGGUGUCAAAAAUGUCAAUGCCUCGAUGCGGGAUACCGGACAUUAUAAAUGGCACUAACAAUAUGUACCACCAUGGCCCCAGCCCCUUUCACAUAGUGUCACAUUACAGUUUCUUCAAAAACUCCCCCAAAUGGCCUAAAACCCUACUCACCUAUGGUUUUAAACCCGGUUUUCCUAUCGAAUUCAUGCCUGCCAUAGGACUAGCCUUCUACAAAUGGGCUGCAGCAACAAAUUUCGAGUUUCUUCCGACUUUUAUAAGUGAUCAAAAUGCAGAUUUACAUAUUGCUUUCGUUAGCGGAGACCAUGGUGAUAACGCUCCGUUCGACGGCCCGGGAGGAGUCCUUGCUCAUGCAAGUCCACCAACUUUUGGCCAGUUCCACAUUGAUGCAACUGAACCAUGGUCCAUUGGCGCUGCCCCAGCAAAAAUAGAUAUGAUAAGUGUUGCUAUGCAUGAAAUUGGGCAUCUUUUAGGACUAGAGCACAGCAAAGUUGAGGCUGCAGUUAUGUACCCCUAUAUUGGUUAUGGAGUGGACAAAACAACUUUGAAUGAGGAUGAUCUUGCAGGUAUAAGAGCUUUAUAUGGACUCUGA